GGGUUGUGGUAAGACCAAGGCUUGUCCAAUUCCUGUCAACUCCAAGGAUGUGGAAGAAAUUUCGUGUGAGACAAGCGAGUCUGCGGAGAUGUUUAAAACCCAGGACCCUUCACUUAGACGAAUCUAAGUUCUCAUUCUACGUCACACUCCACACGUAGUGACAGAGAGCCACACGGCCAGGUGAAAGCGCACACACAUCCAGCGUGCACACACUCUCCGUGGAAGCCUUCCUCAUCCUGUCCUUCCCUCAGCACUGGAGUCCGGGACUUCCCAGAGGAACAGAACAGGACCAGUUGGAGUGUUCCUUCAGGUAAAUCCUCCUGAAACUUGUACCAACUAGUUUUUGACUGACAGCGAGCAGCGAGAGACUUUUCUUCACUCUGAGAGAACCAACCCAAACACCGAUCUUUCCCAAGGCGACCUGUACGACCAGGACCAUUUCUUUGCCAGGUCACCGCCUGCCUUCUAGCCAGGAGCCCGGUGCAUCCCUGCAGGGGGCUGUCGUUCACCCAUAAAAUCCAAAGUCCCGGGCUGGAAUUUCUCGUGGGCCAAAGGCUCUGCUGUUCAUCCACCAUGGAAGUGGGUGAGGAAGGCUCCAUUACCCAGCUUUGGCCAUCCCGUGAGCAUGCGGCCCAAGGUUGGACAGCACACCCGGUCCCAGGUCCUUCCUGCAGAACCGGGCCCCCUGGUCACUGCCCCAGAUCUCCAGGACCUUCGGUUGAGCUGGGUCUCAGCACCUGGGCUCAAGGCAGAAGCAGCAUCCCCUGGUAGCCAGGUGGGCGAAGGGGAGCGAGCACGUUCCACCUGCCUCGAAGAAGACGCCUUCUGACCUGCUGAGGGAGUGACCAGGUGGUCCCAAGAGCCUGACAAUGGACGCCGUUCACCUCAGCGUGUCCAGUGCUCCCCUCGUGAGGCAGCCUUCAGGAGGUGGACUCAAGACCAACAGGCCCCGAGUCAUGUCCAAGAGUGGGCACAGCAAUGUGCGAAUUGACAAAGUGGAUGGCAUAUACUUACUCUACCUUCAAGACUUGUGGACCACCGUCAUCGACAUGAAGUGGAGAUACAAGCUCACCCUGUUUGCCGCCACGUUCGUGAUGACGUGGUUCCUUUUUGGAGUGAUCUACUACGCCAUCGCGUUCAUUCAUGGGGACUUAGAACCGAGCGAGGACGUUUCGAAUCACACCCCCUGCAUCAUGAAGGUGGACUCUCUCACUGGGGCGUUUCUCUUUUCCCUGGAAUCCCAGACGACCAUUGGCUACGGAGUCCGUUCCAUCACGGAGGAAUGCCCUCACGCCAUUUUCCUGUUGGUCGCUCAGCUGGUCAUCACAACCUUGAUUGAGAUCUUCAUCACAGGCACCUUCCUGGCCAAGAUUGCCAGACCCAAAAAGCGGGCGGAGACCAUCAAGUUCAGCCACUGCGCGGUCAUCACCAAGCAGAACGGGAAGCUGUGUUUGGUGAUCCAGGUGGCCAACAUGAGGAAGAGCCUCCUGAUCCAAUGCCAGCUCUCUGGCAAGCUCCUGCAGACCCAUGUCACCAAGGAGGGGGAGCGGAUCCUGCUCAACCAAGCCACCGUCAAAUUCCACGUGGACUCCUCUUCGGAGAGCCCCUUCCUCAUCUUGCCCAUGACAUUCUACCACGUGCUGGAUGAGACGAGCCCCCUGAGAGACCUCACGCCCCAAAACCUGAAGGAAAAGGAGUUUGAGCUUGUCGUCCUCCUCAAUGCCACCGUGGAAUCCACCAGCGCGGUCUGCCAGAGCCGCACGUCUUAUAUCCCAGAGGAGAUCUACUGGGGCUUUGAAUUUGUGCCUGUAGUUUCUCUCUCCAAGAACGGAAAGUACGUGGCUGAUUUCAGUCAGUUUGAACAGAUCCGAAAGAGCCCAGAUUGCACCUUUUACUGUGCGGAUUCUGAGAAGCAGAAACUUGAGGAGAAGUACAGGCAGGAGGAGCAGAGGGAAAGGGAGCUGAGAACUCUUUUGUUACAACAGAGCAACGUCUGAUGUCAGUGAACGCCCCGGGUUGAACCCUGGGAGCCCUUUCCGCGUCCGAGCUCCCUUAGAAUGCAGAGGUCACCGUGAAAACGUGAAGGUGUGGAUUCACCCUAAAAAGCUGCACACACAUACAAAAUCACCCCCCGCCCCUUGGAUCUAGUGCCUAAGCAAGCAUCGCCACGUUUGAGGAGUUCCUUUUCCAACGCUUUGUCUGCAGCGAACUCUCAAAAUUCGUAUUUCCUAAAAUGGGGCUACAUUUCCACAAACUUGGUGUAGGGCAAUCGAAAUAAUGUCCUGCCGGGUGGACAGACCGUUAGCAAUGCUGGUAUUGAAAGGAAGUGCAUUUCUAUACAGGAUAUCAGCCAUCAUAUAAGGUAUUUAUUCAAAACAAUUAUCAAAGACGUUAUGGCCGAGAGUUGAAAUGUGGUUUGGUAUUCCUUUAUACCAUUGCUUUAAAGCACCUUCUUCUUUUCAAGGAGAGAAAAUGCUAUAUAUACAAUGGAAGCUACUGAUAAUACAUAAAAAGGGGCGAGGGACUCUGUGCUCACAAAAAUCAUAGUUCCGUUUAUGGCUUUCUUCGUUGGAUUGAAUUGUAGGAGUGAAAUUGAUCAAACCAGGGGUAAACAGUUGAGAAAACAUACACAAAUGGACUUGAUGCUAUUAAUUUUUUGGUCGGAAUGUACUGCUAUUUUCUAUUCAACACCAGCAACAUCAGCACCAUCUGGGAGCUUAUUAGCAAUAUAGGCUCUCAGGCCCCAUCCGGACUUAGAGAAUCAGAGGCUGUCCCUUAACAAGACCUCCAAGUGAUUUGUAUACAAACGAAAGUCUGAAAAAUGUCCACUCUGAAAGUUUUCAAGGGAACUUUCUGAAGCCACAGGACCCCAUGGGUCCCAAACCCAUUUGGCCCCCAGACCCGUCCUUCUUUCUUCAGCUUGUUAUCAUGGGCCAAUAUUUUUGUCAGCCAUCUCCUUCCUCAUCUGCAAAGGAAGUGCCACUGAUAUUCCAAGAUUGAAAAAGUUACUUGAGAGGAACGGCUGUCAUGCUAAAGCACAUGCUUGUUGACCCUAGUUAGCACAAAAGAAAAUGAAGCCACAUUACAAUCGGAAACUUGCUCAGAUGUUGAAGUCCACAGGGUUGGAUGGGGCCAUGAAGAACACAAGGGGUGAGGAUAAUGAAUUCAUAUACAGAUGACUCCUUGGGGCAUGAACUUUGGUAAUCUUAUAACGUGUAAAGAAUGCUCCCAGCAUUUAAAUAAAUCUCAUACAACUGAGUCUUACAGGGGUAACAUUUUGCUCUUGGCAGAAUCUAGGGGCCAGGAACCACAUUUCUUUGGGGCAAAGAAUAUACGCGGGGCCGGGACUAGCUAAAUGUGCCACAGGUGAAUUCUCAUUUCAUUCAAACUGGGGUCAAUUUGUGUAUUCACUCAAGAAGAAUGUGACUGUAAGUGGGGAGGCGCUGUGUAGACAUACACACGAGCCCACAUAUAUGUACACCCACGGGCACACGCACGCACGCACGCACGCACAUCCUGGCUUUUCAAGCAUAAUUGUGGAAACGAUCAAUAAAAGAUGUUUGCAACGAAGAGAGCCAGUCCUCAACAAAUAUGCUCAUAGAUGUUUUAUUCUAUAAAGAUGGGGACACUGGGGCUCAGAAGAAAAAGGGAAAGCAAUCUGGAUUCGGGUUAUCGGGGAAAUAACGACACGGAUUACAGCAAAUCCGGCCCUAUCUUCAGGCUACCACAUUUUCAAAUGUCCUUCCACGUAAGAGAAGAUGUGGCUCACACAUCUGACUGGGGGCUGAACACUUAAUGCAGAUGUAAGAAUAACAGGGGUAAAGUUAGUGAUAGAGGGGGUUUAAAGAACAAUCUCAAUGUACAAGAGGCUUUUCUUUUAUUAUUCAGGAAUUGUUUUUUCUCUUUCUGUUGAUAAUUUAAUGGCAGAUUGUUUUAGAUCUUCAUUCUCUUAACGAAAUUGCAUAUACAGACAUUAGCCCUUUUAGUUCAUUUAUGGUUUUUUUUUUUUAUUGUAUAUUGUGGUGUAAUCGACAGGAAAAUAAUGCCACGGGCAUGUUUACAGGUUUUCUAUUGCACUAUUAAAUUCUCUUCAUGGUAUUUACAUCAGUGCUAAUUUAAAUGUGAUUAAGAUGAGGAAUCCUGCAUACUUGCGUAGUAUUUGGUAUAUUGAUGGAGCAUGAGAUGGAGAAAUCUUUUGUGUGUCCAUUGAGCUUAUCUAUUUCAGCCAAAUCUGGAAGACUUGGUCAUCUGAUCUUUUGCACUACCCGAAGCAGCAUCCCAAAAGCCAAUACUUGUUCAAGUCAAUAAAUCAUAUAGUAAUACAAUAUUUUGUAAAUAGUUCUAUACUUAUAUAUGGUUGAAACUUAGCAUUUCCCAAGCAUGCUUACUUAUUAUUACUUGGUGCAUAGCACUCUGGUGUUAACAAACUAACCAAAGAUGUAGGUGGCAAACUUAUUUGAUUAUAUCUGGACGGUCUUUUGACAGAAACAGAUUCAUGCUCAACACCCAACUGAGAAGAAAUCGAGCUAAUGCAACGUUUUUGACCCAAAAAGCCUUCUGCAUUUUGGAACAUUUCCAAUGCAUCAGGCCUUCUCGGUGAGACCAUUCCAAACUGUCAUGUUCCCUUUGAAAAACCACAAAGUUAAUAGCGGCAAAUCAGUGUAAUCUGAUUUAUUUCAGUAAGAAAAUAUAUUGUACUUGCUUGGUACCUGGUAGCCAAUGGUCCCAGGCAGCAGAGCCGAGAUUCACUCACUGACCCUCCUCAGAAGCCACUUUUGGAGACGGGGUAGAGACACACAUUGGUUUGCUUUCCCAUUCAGGGGGAAAUCACAGCACCAGAUGAGACUCCAGAAAUCUAAAAUAACUGGCUAAAAGUGAAAAAUGCCAUGAAUAAGGGGAUCAGGUAUUGAGACGAAAUUAAACGAUGAUUCAUUUGCUUUUUCUUUAAAUUUUCAAUUUUAAUUGAUGGCAAUUUUGAUGCCAUUAAAUGCAAAUUAAGAAAUAUU
Molecule: messenger RNA, 5006 nt
Organism: Leopardus geoffroyi (Geoffroy's cat)
Lineage: Eukaryota; Metazoa; Chordata; Mammalia; Carnivora; Felidae
Gene: KCNJ15
Product: potassium inwardly rectifying channel subfamily J member 15
Exons: 5
Coding region: 870-1997 (375 amino acids)
Biological process (GO): potassium ion import across plasma membrane; regulation of monoatomic ion transmembrane transport
Cellular component (GO): plasma membrane
Molecular function (GO): inward rectifier potassium channel activity
Source: RefSeq, a predicted model, not a curated record